AUGCACCCAGAGGCCUCGGAGCCGACGGCAGGCCGGGCAGGGGAGCUGGACUGCGCUGUGGAGCCCGACGUGGAGGCGUCUGCGGGGGACCACGGGGGCCGCAAGGAAGAAACUAAUGAGUCCAAGGAAGCAUGCGUAGGGCCUUGUGACACACCCACCCAGAAGGUACAGAUCCAAAGUGGUGACAGCCAGGCAGACAGUCGCUGGGCACACCCACGUGAGGACAGGGAUGACCACAGCCCCAGAAUGACUAAAAGUUUCCUUCAGAAACUUUGCAAGCAGCACAAACUUUACAUCACGCCGGCGCUGAAUGACACCCUGUACUUACACUUUAAAGGCUUUGACCGCAUCGAGAACUUGGAAGAAUACACAGGCCUGCGCUGCCUUUGGCUGGAGUGCAACGGGAUACAGAAAAUCGAAAACCUGGACGCCCAAACGGAGCUGCGCUGCCUGUACUUGCAAACCAACCUGAUUCACAAAAUCGAAAACCUAGAGCCUCUGCAGAAACUGGACGCCCUUAACCUCAGCAACAAUUACGUGAAGACCCUGGAAAACCUGGCCUGCCUCCCGGCCCUGAGCACGCUGCAGAUGGCGCACAACCACUUAGAGGCCGUGGAGGACAUCCGGCACCUGCAGGAGUGUUCCAGGCUGUGUGUCCUCGACCUCUCUCACAACAAGCUGAGUGACCCCGAAAUUCUGGGCGUGCUUGAGCACAUGCCUCAUUUGCGUGUAUUGAAUCUGAUGGGGAACCCCGUCGUGAAGCGCAUCCCCAGUUAUCGGAAGACUGUCACCGUCCGCCUCAGACACUUAACGUACCUGGAUGACAGGCCCGUGUUCCCAAAAGACAGAGCUUGUGCAGAGGCCUGGGCUCGGGGAGGCUCUGCGGCCGAGAAGGAGGAGAGACUGCAGUGGGAGACCCGGGAGCAGAGAAAAAUCAGAGACAGCAUCGAGGCUUUGGCGAUGAUCAGACGGCGGGCAGAAGAGAGGAGAAGGCAGAGGGAAGCCAGAGAGGAAGGGGAGACCCAGCUGCCACGUGACAGUGAAGAGGUGGGCACAGACGGGGAAGGAAAGGAGGCACCGCCCAAAGACCUGGAAACGCAGCAGAGAAUGGAGGUGUUUGUGCUGGAGAGCUUCGAGGCGAAGGACGAGCUGUGCCCAGAAAAGGAGGAUGGGGGUGCUGAGGCCCUGGAGCCAGGAGGGUUGCUGCCAGCCCGGGCGCCCAGCCUGCCAGUUCCAGGUGCUGCCCAGGAAGAGUCACCUCCCGACUCAGUGACCGCCGAGGGGGCUGCAGCUAGAGAAGCAGCCGAAGCCAAGAACGCAGAGGCCGUUGAACUGGAGAUGGAGAAGCAGCUCUUCAUUGACGACCUGCCUGACCUGGAAGACGUCGAUGCCAGUGAACUUCUCUGCAGCCAGGAUGAGCAAAUGAGUGUUGUGAAGAUUGAGAGCAUCCCGAGCUCACGUGACAGCAGCGACACAGAGCUGGACUGCACAUUGUUCCCAGAAGCGGAGAGCGCGCCCACUGACUCCCUUUCCAGAAUAUUCGCACUCCCAAAAGACAUGCCAGAGAAGGCCGAGACACCCUUUAUGGACAUGUUUAAGAUAGAGGCAGAGAGUGCCUCGGGGGUGCAAAGUGAGGGGCCGGGGCCUUCCCGACCGCUGAUCCAGGAGCUUGACGAUCGAUGUCUGGAUCAGCUGCAGAUGUCCUCACCCUGUGACAUGAACGCCCGGCCAGGCCCGUCCACCAGCGGGGACAGGGAUGUGCUCACGGCCUCCCCACCAGGAAAUGUUGCUGGGUGGAGCCACGUACAGCCCCAGCCUGGGGUGUCUGUGGAGGCCAGCGAGGGGGAUGACCACGAGGACAUUGAAUUUGGGCUGGACUGA
This is a messenger RNA of Elephantulus edwardii (Cape elephant shrew), 1881 nucleotides long. RefSeq names its product dynein, axonemal, assembly factor 1 (gene DNAAF1). Gene Ontology annotation, cellular component: axoneme. The coding region runs from base 1 to 1881 and encodes 626 amino acids. The record is from RefSeq and is a predicted model, not a curated record. Gene Ontology annotation, biological process: cilium assembly. The transcript has 12 exons. Gene Ontology annotation, molecular function: dynein complex binding; protein binding. Lineage: Eukaryota; Metazoa; Chordata; Mammalia; Macroscelidea; Macroscelididae.